AUGUUCAGAGUGCUAGGAGCUCUUACAGGCUCUAGGAGCUCUAAAGCAUUGGAUAACGAAGACCAAAGCCAGAAGAUUCUCAAUCAGGCGCACGAUUUUGAACUGGCUUUGCAAGCGAUGGAUUAUGUCUUGGAUGACCAUCCAAGACGGGGAAUGGACCUGCUGCAAGACGAUCAAGAUAGCGACAAAGAGGAUGACGAUCGUAGUGUUCGCGUGCUUGCCCGUGGAGUCAUUGAGUUUCUAGAAGCCACUUUAGGGUUUGAAGCCAAUGCAAUGAAAAAAGCCGCAGCUACGUUGGCAGAAGCACAGCAGUUGUCACAGAAAAGAAGACAAUAUUUCCAGAAAAUCAAGCUUAAAACCAGCUCUUUGUAUCCACCUGGUACUGAAUAUGCUGUUACUUUCACAGAAGCCUGUCUGUUGCACGCUUUAUUGAUGCUUUUCAGCGAAAGCAUGGUAGAGAGUGCCAAAGCACUGUUCAAGCUCAGAAAGGCGUAUCAUAUGCUACAGGAGGUACUUAAUGAAAUCAAAGCGGCAAAAGAGAAGAACAAAGGGUCUCUCUACACACAGGACGCCAACGGAUCGUUUGCCUCCUUUGCCACAGCCGAUAGCACAACCUUUACUUCGGUCGAUAUUCCAUACCAGCUAACGCCACAGGAACAGCAAGACCGAGAACUCAUGCAGCUAGCGGAGGACGUUUACAAAAUGCGUAAAAGAAGGCUUGACGGAGCCCAUAUCGGCAAUUCUCCAGCUGCAGAGAGAUUAAGAACAGAUUUGGGCCUUCAGUCUUUGAAAGACCUUUCGAAAUCAAAGAGUACGAAGAAGCCCGUGGUGCUAUCCGAAGAUGAAAUAGAACAAGACCAGGCAACCAUCGAUGAAUUCAUCCAUUCCGGCGUCAAUUUGUGCUUCGGAAUCUUACAAGUGGUUCUAUCACUCAUUCCUCCUGCAAUUGGCGCUGUCCUCUCAGUUGUGGGAUUUCAUGGCUCCCGAGAGGAUGGGUUGCGCAUGAUCUGGCGCUCAACAAAAGACCGCAACAUUCAUGGUGGAAUAGGUCUUCUUUCGCUGCUUUUUUACCACGAUGGCCCAUUCCAGUUUACCGAUGUGGAUUUUGAUGUUCCUGCUGCCAACGGGGAUGCCACAGAUGCUAAAUCCGAUGAGCUACCCACAGCAACGCUGCUUCACCCCGGUAAAUUAUUAGAGGACUCUCUUCUUCGGGCUAGGGCUGUAUUCCCCAACAGUGCGUUAUGGCUUCUGCAAGAGGCUCGGAUGCUUUCCUCCCAGGGAAGAUCCCAGGAAGCUGUGGAUUUAAUGGAUUCUAUUGAUGUUAAUGAAAUAGAGAUGAGACAGGUGAAAUCUUUAAUGGUUUUCGAUCGUGCUAUGACUCUCGUUCAUCUUCACGAGUUCGAAAGAGCAGCAAAGGAACUAAUUUUGCUUUUAGACAUGAGUGAAUGGUCACCUGCGUUGUAUACAUACUUUGCAGGAUGUUGCUACUUGGAGAAAUACCGGAUGUGCGAGAUGGGUGUGCUUGACGAUCCUCGUAAAAAUUUCUAUAAAGAGCGUGCGGCCAGUCUGAUCUUUGAAUCACCGGAGAUGGCGGGCAAGAAAAGAUUUAUGGCGAAGAUCACGCCAUUGGAAAGAUUCAUGCUACGGAAAGUGGACCAGUUCAAGAAAAACCAAGCUGCCUUGAAUGUGUCCGAUCCUCUUGACGCUAUUGGGGUUUCUCCUGUACACGAACUGAUGUAUUUUUACAACGGCUACAAUCGGAUGAGCGAAGAGGCACUGGUUGUGUCUCACAAGCUGCUUACUGAGUACACCAAUCCGAUGCUGGAAACCAAAGACCCAGAUCAGGAGUUGAUCAGAAAUUUGCUUACUUCUCUCACUUUGCGUAGGUUGGGCAAGGUGGAAGAAGGUUGUGCACUUUUGGACACCAACGUUUUGCCUGCACUGAUCACCAUAGAAGCCCCUGAUAAAGUCAAAUACAUCAAAAAGACAGAGGAUCCGUGGGCAUACCCAACGGCCCUCUAUGAGCGUGCUCUUUUCACUUGGAAGCUCAAGAGACUUGAUGGCAUUGAUGAAUGCCGAACUUGGUUGACUAGAGCCCAAAACUACGCAGAUGACUACGAACUGAGUACACGGAUAGGAAUGAAGAUCAAAGCUGCUCUCGACAGGGUAGACGUUUGA
Molecule: messenger RNA, 2178 nt
Organism: Lachancea lanzarotensis
Lineage: Eukaryota; Fungi; Ascomycota; Saccharomycetes; Saccharomycetales; Saccharomycetaceae
Product: LALA0S10e03972g1_1
Exons: 1
Coding region: 1-2178 (725 amino acids)
Cellular component (GO): cytosol; nucleus; mitochondrial outer membrane
Source: RefSeq, a predicted model, not a curated record